AUCGACCAGGAUGGGCUGACUUUGCCUGAAAGGACACUCUACCUGGGACAGGAUGAGGAGAGCGAGAAGAUCCUGGCUGCAUACCGUGUGUUCAUGGAACGACUGCUCACCCUCCUGGGGGCUGAGCAUGUGGAACAGAAAGCCCAGGAGAUACUGCAUCUGGAGCAGCACCUCGCCAACAUCACAGUGUCCGAGUACGAUGACAUGCGGAGGGACGUUAGCAGCAUGUACCACAAAGUGACCCUGGGCGAGCUGCAGCGCAUCACCCCCACGCUCAAGUGGAAGCGCUUGCUGGACCACAUCUUCCAUGACAACUUCUCGGAGGAGGAGGAGGUGGUGCUGCUGGCCACUGACUACAUGCACAAGGUGUCUGAGCUCAUCCGUGUGACACCCAGCAGGAUCCUUCACAACUACAUGCUGUGGCGUAUUGUGGUGGUGCUGAGUGAGCACCUCUCCACCCCCUUCCGUGAUGCCAUCCACGAGCUCUCCAAAGAGAUGGAGGGCAAUGAGAAGCAGCUCGAGCUGGGUAAGAUCUGCCUCAGCCAGGCCAACAAGCACUUUGGCAUGGCCCUUGGCGCCCUCUUCGUUGAGGAGCACUUCUCCUCUGCCAGCAAAGCCAAGGUGCAGCAGCUGGUGGAGGACAUAAAAUACAUCCUGGACCAGCGCCUGGAUGAGCUGGACUGGAUGGACGAGGAGACACGGAGAGCAGCCAGGGCCAAGCUCCGGUACAUGAUGGUUAUGAUUGGGUACCCUGAUUUCCUGCUGCAGCCAGAGGCCAUCGACAAGGAGUAUGAGUUUGAUGUGGACGAGAAGACCUACUUCAAGAAUAUCCUCAACAGCAUUGCCUUUGGCAUCCGGCUCUCGGUGAAGAAGAUCCGGCAGGAGGUGGACAAGUCCGCGUGGCUGCUGCCUCCCCAGGCACUGAACGCCUACUACCUGCCCAACAAGAACCAGAUGGUGUUCCCUGCUGGCAUCCUGCAGCCCACCCUCUACGACCCCGAGUUCCCGCAGUCACUGAACUAUGGUGGGAUUGGCACCAUCAUCGGACAUGAGCUGACCCAUGGCUAUGAUGACUGGGGGGGACAGUACGACCGGCAUGGGAACCUGGUACACUGGUGGACGGAGAGGUCUUACAGCAAGUUCCUGAAGAAGGCACAGUGUAUCGUCAACCUCUACGACAACUUUACCGUCUACAACCAGAGGGUGAAUGGCAAACACACGCUGGGGGAGAACAUUGCUGACAUGGGAGGCCUCAAACUCGCCUACUACGCCUACCAGAAGUGGGUGCGGGAGCACGGCCCCGAGCACCCCCUGCACCACAUGAAAUACACACAUGACCAGCUCUUCUUCAUCGCCUUUGCCCAGAACUGGUGCAUCAAGCGGCGAUCCCAGUCCAUCUACCUGCAGGUCCUGACAGACAAACACGCUCCAGAGCACUACAGGGUCCUGGGCAGCGUCUCGCAGUUUGAGGAGUUUGGACGGGUUUUCCACUGCCCCAAGAACUCGCCCAUGAACCCAGUGCACAAGUGCUCGGUGUGGUGA
Messenger RNA from Acanthisitta chloris (rifleman), 1542 nucleotides. It is a transcript of the gene ECEL1, whose product is annotated as endothelin converting enzyme-like 1. The record is from RefSeq and is a predicted model, not a curated record. Gene Ontology annotation, molecular function: metalloendopeptidase activity. Gene Ontology annotation, biological process: protein processing. The transcript has 16 exons. The annotation marks the transcript as partial. NCBI's taxonomy places the organism in Eukaryota, Metazoa, Chordata, Aves, Passeriformes, Acanthisittidae. Gene Ontology annotation, cellular component: plasma membrane.